CUCAAUGUCAAGUCGAAGUCAUUGAACUGUCAUUUCAUUAGUAGAAUAUGCACAGCUCGGCAUGCCGUUUAAUCAGGGCUUUGUUUUUUUAUUUUCCUUUUGAUGAAAGGAUCAUUGAAUUGACCAUGAGAGUGUAAUGUGCGUGAACGAACAUCCAUGUUAAAUCGUGACCGACCGCGAGGUUUUAUGACGCGUUCUCUAAUCGAUCAUGUUAGUGUAGAUCGUUACUUUAAUUACAUACGUGGUGGCACGAUGUCGGCUCUCAGCAUGCAGGAGCAAGCGGAAGCCGCCGACCGAGCGCAGAUGCUCAAGAAGAUCCUGAGCGCGUCCUUCUACGCGCUGGCCUCAUUCAUGAUCACCGUAGUGAACAAGACUGUGCUUACGACGUACGCCUUCCCCUCGUACCAAGUGCUCGGCCUGGGCCAAAUGGUGGCCACGAUCAUGGUGCUGUGGAGCGGCCGCUCCUUCCAGGUGGUGCAGUUCCCGGCGCUGGACAGCGGCAUCGUGCGGCGCAUAUGGCCGCUGCCAGUCAUCUACCUCGGCAACAUGGCAACCGGGCUCGGCGGGACCAAGGAGCUCAGCCUGCCGAUGUUCACGGCGCUGCGACGCUUCAGCAUACUCAUGACGAUGCUUGGAGAGAGGUUCGUGUUAGGCGUGAGAGCCUCCUGGUCAGUUCAAACCAGUGUGUUUGCCAUGGUUGGUGGUGCCCUGCUGGCUGCCGCCGAUGACGUCACGUUCUCCGUGUCCGGAUACACUCUGGUGCUGCUCAAUGAUGCAUUCACUGCUGCCAAUGGUGUGUACAUGAAGAAGAAACUGGAUGCCCAAGACCUUGGUAAAUAUGGCCUCAUGUAUUACAACGCAUUGUUCAUGAUAGUCCCAGCUGCAGUAGUUGCUUGGGCAACUGGUGAUUUACACAGAUCUGCAGAAUAUGAGCACUGGGGUGACUCCCUGUUCCUAGCACAGUUCCUAAUGUCAUGUGUGAUGGGAUUUAUUCUGUCAUACAGUGUAAUGCUCUGCACUCAGUACAAUAGUGCACUCACCACCACAAUCAUUGGCUGCCUGAAAAAUAUCCUGGUGACAUAUUUGGGGAUGGUUAUUGGUGGUGACUAUGUGUUCUCGUGGCUGAACUUUGUGGGUCUGAACAUCAGUGUGCUGGCCAGCCUGCUGUACACAUAUGUAACGUUCAAGCGCAAGCCUACUCCCUCGUACAUCCUGGUGGAGAACUCGAAGGUGGACACCGUAUAGCAGUACCGUAAGAGGAGACCGACUCAGUGCUCUACAUAUCUAGUAUAGUAUUGAAGGUGGUGCCAAAGAUGACUGUGACAGUGAGUGACAUGUAAAUACAUAUUAUUAUCAUUUAACUUGUACAGAACAUAUUUUAUGAAGUUCAUUCGUGAAAUAUCAACAAUCCCUGUGCAGCAGUAACAUUUUCAAUAGAUCUAAAAUGCAACCAGCUUUUUUGGGUAUGAGUGAUAUCAAACAAUAUUCAUUGAAUGAUCCAGUGUUAUUUGCAUUAAUUAAAUGUUUUGUAGCUAUAUGGUCAAUGAGACCAAUUAAUGCCAUAGUAACCAAAUCAUGGUGACUUAUUAAUAUUUAUCUAUAUUAUAACAAUUUUAGUAUAUUUUGUAACAAUAAUAUUGCCGAGAUUGUAUAGAAUUUAUACUUAAAGCUUCAUAAUGAGAAACAUAAAAUAAAUAUGUUAUGCUCUGUGUAUAAUAUAUUUAUUUGAUUCUCUAAUGAGCAAUAAAAAAUAUAUAUGAUGUAACAACUAUAAUUACUGUUGUAAGUAUUUGAUGGCAAAGUUGUUAAGUUUUCAAGCUUAUCAUAACUGUUAAUAUACACUUAAACGAGCUGAUAAUAAUGUUGAAAUGUACACCUCAGCAUUUCAUUUGCAGUUCAGUAAUAAAAAUACAUUAUCUUGUAAUAUUUAUAUUGUAACUCUAUUGCAAAAAUAUUUACUUAUUAUAAACCAUAUAUUAUAUAAGUAAUACAGGAGAUAUAUUUGUACAGAAAAAUUGUAUUGUCAUGUAAAGUGUAUAUAACAGCACACAUUAGCUAUUUAUAAUAUUUUCUUAAAUGAAACACACAGAAUUCACAUUUAUACCACACAUUUAUUUAUUCAAUAAAUACAGAACACAAAACUAAAUGCAGCUUGAUAGAAGAUCAACAAAACUUUGCAAAAUGAUUUUUUAAGAGAAUAUUUUUUGAUUAUGAGGCUCUGUACAUAAUGCUUAGUUUUAUAGAAAAUUUUAAAGGAUAUAUUACUCAUAACUUAGUUGGAAAUAGGCAUUUUAUACGUAUAGAUUGUAUAUCUGGCUGGAGAUGUGCUUAGCUUAUGUAACACUCUUACUAAAUACGCAUAAACAAUGAUAAUUUAAAAUGUGUAAAAAAGGUUAUUCAUACAGGAAUUGCCUACCUAAGAUGCUUUAGCAUGGUUCCUUGUAACAAGACUUAGAUUGAAACUUUAUUAUUUAAGCAACUCUGAGCUGAUUUCAACCUCUUCAAAUUUUAAAGUCUUUUGAUAAUUUUGAGAUUGAACUCUACAUUGAAUGGCAAUUUCAAAAUAUUUAGUAGCACCAAGGAUACCUUAUUUACUAAAAUCUCACCUCCAAGUAAAGAUGGAAAAAGCCUUAUGAGAAGAUUAAUAGACUGAUAUUUAUCAUGUUAGUGCAUUAUUUAGAUUUUAUAGUAGCCAAGAUACAAAUAAAUAUAUGUGUGAAUUUUAUCAAAUAUUUAUACAGGAAUAUAGGAAAGUAUAUAGUUAUUGUAUAGUUUUAUAAGUAUAGACAAUAGUGGAUGUUUCUGUUUGUAUGUAAUAGCCUGAAGCUAGCCACUUUGAAAGAACAUAAGCUAAGCAUCUCUCCUGCCCAAUAUUUAAUGUUGACACACUCAGACCCUAGUUCCUCAACAACACAAACAUCCGUUUUUCUUAAAACAACUGUUUACUAUGAAUUUUCACGCUUAAUUUUUAACCGACUUCCCAAAGAGACGGUUCCCAAUUCGUCGAGAUCUUUUUUCAAAGUAAACAGUUGUUUUAAGAAAAAACUGAAGUUUAUGUUGUUGGUGAACUUGGAUCUAAAAAAUAUUAAUCAUUGCGAUAGGUUAAUCUCUCAAUAAAUCAUAUUAGUACAAAUAUUGUAAAUUAGUGUAAGCAUUUUAAGAUAUUUUCGUAAAUACAUACAUACACCGUUAUUAUAUUUAUACCACAGAUGAAGGAAAGAUAGCGGAAAUGCCAUAAGGGGAUGGUAGGUCAGGCGCCUUCUUGUAGGUCAAGUAGAUGUGGUCAGUUACUCGAACUAACGAAGCGGUUGGGCUCCUUGUCAAAUCAAAACUUAUCUGUCAAAGAUUGGUCUUUUUGAAAAUAAUGGGCGGGUUCCAUAGAAGGCAUGUAAGGGCGGAGCUAGUAUCGUUCCUCGUUCCCCGAACUCCUGCUCUUUGGCGCGCUACUUUCUUAGGAGAUUUUGCGUUAUGACAUCUCUGCUAGUCAUUUCGUUCUCCAUGAUUUAUACCAAUUAAAUUGAACUCUAUUUGUUAUUCACAUGUUGAUUGAAAAAUAGAUUGUAACACAUGAAUCAGUUUCUCUUAAUAAUAUUGAAAUAUGGACGGACCAGACAAUUGGACUUAAAUUGAUCAAACUAGGCAUCGUAACCAAUCUUCUGCAAAUAGGAUGAACAUGAUAUUUAAUACUUAUAUUUUAAUUUACCUCGAUUUUUUUAAAAUGUAAGGGUACCAAAAUACUAUUUAAUAAAAAAUUAUAAUCAUACUUCAGUUUUUGGCCGAUUUCAAAAUACCUACAGACUUCUUCUCCGUUAAUGUGAAAAUCCUACAUUAUACAUGGAUGUUUUUCUAAUCAAUAAGAUACUACAGGCUUUGCUACAUUACUUCCAAGUUUCAUCAAAAUCCAUUCAGCCGUUUGUAUUUAAAAUAGUAACAAACAUAAGCAUACACACACUUUCGCCUCUAUAAUAUUAGUGUUAUAGUGUGAAAUAAUUUGCUUGAAUUAGCGUGAAUUACCUACCGACACUAAAAGGUAUAAUAAUCACCCUAUGUACCUGAGCAUUACAUAAUGUGACUUAGAAACGCUUAUUUACCUACUGUAAGAAAUUACAUAAAGCCUCUAUUCUUUAAUAAGUGUGCAUUUUCCAUAGUUUCCGUCAUAGUUUUGAAUUUGCAAUACCUAUUUAGUGUAAACAUGUUAAUAUACGCAUGUAUAAACUAAUGGCCGCGAUAAGAUAAAGUACUGAAAACUUCGAGCAUUGAACCAACUAGAACCGCCGUGUGAUAUUGUGUGAAACAAAAGUCAACCAAUUUAGGAACGGGAGCGAGGCGACAGUAGAACUUUUUUGCAAAAAAACGGGCACUUGAGUGAAUCCCGGUUUUAAGGAUUCGUGUGUAUGUUUCAAAAGGUUUUAAUGACUGGAAUAUGUUAACAACAGCAAAAGGAUUAGCGAAGCAAGAGUAAGAGUGUAUUCUAAGAACAUUGUUGGACUCGAAUUCUUGGCAGAAAGUUCGUCAGUGUUUUGAAAAGUUAGAGAAAACCGCUAAUGCCAUUUUAAUAAGUAAUCGAUGCACCUAUACUACUAAAAGAUUCGGUAUUUUUGUGCAAACCAUUCGAUUUGGUACAGGAACGCACGGCAAUGGCUUGUCCAGUUGGUUUCAUUCCUUAAAACUGAAAAACACAAACUCUAUUGGAUUUUAUGAUCUGUAAUUUUAAUUUAGCCUUAUCUAAACGAAAAUUUUAACAUGCGAAAAAGUUAAUUAAAAAUUCUGCAAUUCAGAUACACACAUUUCAAACAUUUGCUGAAAAUGCCUCUUAGUUAAUACCAGAUACGUGUUUGUUUAUUCAUUAGUUCACGUGUUUCCUUUAACAUAUGUAUUUAUAAACUAUACAAAAAACGAAAUCAAUUUAAAAAAUAGGUCAAUGAAAAUUCUUUUUUUUCAAACAAACUUAUCGAUGAAUCCUAAUUGAAUCAAGAUAAUAAUUUCAAUUUAUUGCAUAUCUAAAUUGAUCAAGAUCCUAUAAAACUGAUUAGAUUAUGUUAUAUGCAAGUGUGAACAUAAUUAUUAAUUAGCCUAACACCUCGAAUGGCAUUAGUUAAUACAAUUACGUAUCUGCGCUUAUUUGUACCUACUGAAUAUAAUGAAAUACAAUUACUCUGCAUUUCAAUAAACAAAUGUAUUGUUUCAAUGUUCCUAUAAACAAUAUACAGUUUCUCACUUCGUUUAUUUACAGCUGAAGAUUAUUUAUAAAACAAUAUAUUGCAUGUAUAAUUACUUCGAAAUUCCCACAUUACGGUAACUUAAAUCGAAUUUGCAUAAUGCGGUAAAUACGCGCGUAAAAUUCGCCCCGACAUGGUCGUAAAAUACGCCAACGCGACGCAAAAAAUACGCGCGUUUGUGAGCGAACUUUACGCAGUUUAUUGUAUUUCCAUAAAAAAUUACGUUAACAUUUAACCGACGGUACGUUAUGCGUCCAUGCCGCUGACAUUCGACGGCUGGCAGUCAGUUUGGUUUGAACGCAGCCCGAGGGUGAAUUGCACCAGUUAUUUAACUAUAACCAAACCAUAGCGAACCGUGUACCUGUCGCCUGUCAAAUCGGCGAUUCGACAACUGAAAAUGAAAAUGGUUCGGUAAUCCAGAAUAGUUUAAUGGUGCAUCAAAACAGCGAAUGUUCAUUUUAUUUCCAUCUAUCUAAUUCUUUCAAAGAGAAAAACUAAAGAGUGCUCCUUGUGUUUUAUAAGGAAUUAAUCCUAAAAAGAAAGCUCUUAUCCCAGCUCUACAUCUCUCUCUACUCUUUAUUAGCUUUGUCUAAACACCCUGAACAGUAGAAAAGUUAAAAAAAUAAAAUACAAUCAGUGCCCCCGACUCCACCCUCUUGGUUCACGUUUCCUCGAAUGCAAUUGCCUAGGUAUUUACUUCGGUACUUCUACAGCAAUUACAGUAUAAUUGGUUUCGUAUUCAAUACGUAGACUGAAAGCCGAGAAUCUCACCUUUCUGUAUAUUUACUCGCUUAUACUGAAAAUACUGUUUACUUGUUUUUAUUGUCUUGUAACUAAAUAUGCAACCUUUUUGAAAAUAAUUUAGCGUGUUUUAGGAUUUGAACUAUUACUGAAGCUCGUAAAUAGUAUUUAAAAGUUUAACGUACUAAAUUAACUAGCGAAUUGAAGGUACAUACAUCCACAAAGUGCUUUGCUAAAAAGUUAAAGCUGAAAUCCCGACGCGCUAAAACUUUUAAGCGAACAUUAACCACACUAUGAAAUGUGGUAUAAAGUUGGCGAACUAUCUUAAAUAUCUGAAUAUGCACUAGAAUAUAGACCAGUAUUUUUUUCAGUUUCAAUUUCAGAUAUAAAAAGUUGAAAGAUAUAUUCUAUCGAGCGUGUUUUUUUUAAAUUGAAGUACGGUAUUGAAUUCAGGUAUACAAAGAUAUCUGUAUGUUAGCAUGGGAUGCAAAAGCUACUAAUUGCCACGUGCUAUUGAAUCGGGAACUUCCCGGCCACCAGACCUCUCGAACCGAGUAGGCUUGUUCGAUAUUCGGUACUGAUCGAGCUAUUUUUAGUUUCAUUGGAUUUUGCUUAUGAAGAGUUGCGAGAACAUGUACCAGUAUAUGUAGGUGAAGUUUGUUUAUUGUUUUUGAAUGCACUAAUCUCAGGAAUAUACUAGAUCGAUUUGAAUUUAUUUCCACUGUGAGAAAGCCCAUUUAUAUGUAUACUCUUGAGGUUCCUUUUCAUACGGGUGCGCGGAAUAAUUCCCACAGUGAUAAGUUUUGAAAGCAACCUGUUUAUAAUUCUCGAAACAACUUAUUUCAUGUCGUUAUUUUAUUCAACUCGCCGCGUAUUAAUUAAAUUCUAUACAAAGCACAUUUUCGUUAAAGUCUGUUUGAACUAAGCGGUCGACCGUUUCGUUUUGAAAUACUUGUACCUUUAUUUCCACUUGUUGGUAAAGUACUUAAGUACUUACUACGAGUAGUUGGUGUUCAUAAAUACAAAGUAGUUAACUGAAGUGAAUAUUUUACCGCGUACCUAUUGUUCGAGGAAAAUGUAAGCGCAUCAAACUUUUAUCAGCUUAUAUGUUUGUUCUGUAAUCAGUAUUAGAUCUAAAUGUACGCAUAGUUGACAAUAAAAUACAAAAUUACUCGGAAAUGUUGUUAACAUGCGGACAUGUUCUAAAUGUUGAGAUGCCGAUGCUAUCACGCUAUCUUAUCGUUUAAGUUUCGUGUUUAUAACACUUGCAACAGAUUAAGAAUAUUGCUUUAACGAGUAUUUACUAUCUUUCGUCCUAGAUUCCUAUCUAAUUGUAUUAAAAGACCAAAUCUUGGUUACGCUGUGAGAUAGUAUAGGCCGGGUGUAUGCAAAUCUAAGACAGUGCAAUCAGUCUCUCAGAGCACCAAUAAAGUGGUUUAACGAUUGCAAUUUUGCAAUAUAACUCGUAUGACUAUAUCCUGGUCUCAGGAUGCUCUGUACCGCUGGUUUGUUUUACAUAUAACACUACUUUUUAUUACCUAACGAGUGAUGAUUCACAGCUUACGUGUUUACACGAGGCUCGAGAUAAAUUUGAUUAAAAUAAACUGUUCUUUGCAGACGUUCAUUUGUAUUCAUUACGCGUUCACGGCGGUGAAUGUCUAACUACUUGAUCUCAAGUUAUUUUUUUGAAUAUUUCGUCGACGUAUAAGUAUCUAAAGUACUUCAGAUUUACCUAGAUAGAAAACUAUUUGGCUUGGCUCCACAUUGACCUGACCUGACUUUGUUUACUCGAUUUCCGAAUUUGGGAAUUACCGAUGAUCACUCACGCAGACUAGGUACGCCUUUGCCAACUACAAAUAUUCGAAUUGUGGGAAUCGAAACCGCUGAAGCAAAGAUAAACAGCCUGUUUCAAAGCUGCGUGAGCCUAGCUGAAGUUGGUUACGUGAAAUGUUAAUACAUGAACACACUCCACCUAAACUGAGGUCCGUAUUUCAAAAUGCAGAGAAUUUUCAUGUGCGCUAAAACCUUAUUUAACCGUAGAAACACAGCAUAUCUUGCUUUUCAAACAGAAUAUCUAGAGACUAAAAUCUGUCCACAUUUCAAUGUCCUUUCCUGCUUACAUGUGCAAUUUCCCAGACGGCUUUAUGCACGGGGGACAAAAUCUUCAGAUGUAGGAUUAUAUCAGUCUGAAACCACAUGAAGAGAUUUUGCUAUCACUGUACAGUGAGUGGGAUGAAGCUACAUGCGGCGUAUAGCAGCAUCCCUUUUUGCAACGAAAUUCUCACCGCUUUGAUGUAUCGCGGUCCUUGGUAUUCCGUUCCUAAAAUCCUCGUACUGAAUUAAGAACAAUGGGAUUAAAGCUCACGAGAAUCAAAGCUCUUAUUUCAUCCAUGUUCAUAUUUGACAAUCGCAAUAAUGACUGUACAGAUUGUUAUCAAGUAAAAACAUUAUGUAUAUUGUAUUUUAUGUAGUUACUUUGAAAGUGCCUCGUUAGCAGGAAUUUAUUUAUAUUAUAUCUAGAUAUAUUAUUAUUUGUUAUUGCAGUAAAUGUAAGGAAUAUUUUCAUAGCAUAGUUUGUAUGAACUCCGAAAUCAUGUCAACGCUGAAAAUGACUUUUCAAACUUAGUCUAUAACGCAAGGAGAUUCUAAAAACCUAUUGUAAAACCACUCGUAAUAGUUUCUUGUACGUAAGUUUUGUGUGUAAGCCUAUUAUUUUCUUGUUAAUACAGCAUUUAUAGAUAUACCUACCUAUAUAAUGUUAACAAAUAUUUAUGAUAGUGUGUACAUCCGUGUUAUUCCAACAAUGUCCAAGCCAUAUUGAUGGGAUCACACGCCGAAAAUGGGAAUUUAAUUAUAAGAUUAUAAUCUAGACUUUAUUGUAAUUGUAAUAGAUUCUAAAAUAGCGAGCAAUGUUAGAUCUUUAGUGGUCGCCUUGUUUUGAGCAACGUGGUCAAAGAUAAAUAAAUGAUGUGUAUUGGUUUAAGUCUGACAGGCUAACGAGACGAUUAUAUUGUUAGUCAGGUCAUUACGUGCUGUUUAUAUUUCUAUUUCCGUGACACGUUAGUCGUCAAGUGGUACAAUUUAUUAUUGAAUCCGUCGUUUUACUUGGUCGACAUGUAGCGUGCAGUGAUACGUUCGCCUAAUCACUGAAAAUUACUAGGCGAAGCGCUGCUGUAGGCUGCAGUGGCAAUUUAAACCGCUUUGUCGCUUUAAAAUUCAAUAAGCCUUUAAAAUCGAUAUAUGCUAGUACAUUAGCCUACUUGUGAACGCUAUGCUGGACAUACAAUAUUCACUAGCAGCUAUUCUUCGACCACAACGCUGUUCUAACAAGCAAAUAGGACAAUUUAUCAAGUACUAUCAAAUUAUUUAAUUAGUGUUAAGGUUUCGCGCACAUUUCUCAUAUUUCAGUAUCGUCUCUUAAAUAUUUUAUAAGAAGCAAAUGCAAUAAUUUAUUCUUAGCAUAAACUAUUCCUUAUCGAUCGUUUAUUGCAGUUUGAAUUUAUUGCGAAAUGAUGAGGUUAGCUGUAUCGCAAAAGAGUGCAUAAAAGCGUUUAUUUAUAAACUAUUACUAUAUCAAAUGUUUAUUCCGAUGUGUUAUUAUUUAAAAAGACAGUCAGCAUUAACUAAGCCAUCAUGCCUCGUUGUCAGCGAUAUACGAAGAAUGUAUUGAUAGAUUUACAAUUUGCAAAAUGGUGUUUGGCAUGAAGUUACAAAGCUGCCAAUAAGCGAUUAAUGCUGUUGGCAGAUUUUUAAUCGGGCCCCGUCUACUGGACGUUUAAUUUAAAAGUUUAGAAGAGUUUUCCUAGCAGGCCCGUUGACAUUUUAACGAUUCAUGGCUAGCCGGCCUCGUGUGAACUCUAGUUAACAAUUUAAUUGUCCAGUGAAAGUACGCGGUAGCUGGAAAGUGUCACACAAAGCCAGCAUUCUGUAAAAUUAAUUUUACACCUUUGCUAUUCAAAGUAUGAUAUGUAAGGUGCAAGAUACCGUACAUAUUUGGACCGUUGUUUAAGAAUUAUGAUAUUUUUUGCAAGUACUUGGAGUUUAGUUAAAGCUGAUUGUUGAUUUAAAUGUAAAGUCCAAACAUCUUGAUAUGAAACGUGGUCUUAAAAAAUGCCGGCUUAGGGUUAAACUUCUAGGUUUUAAACCAUCAAGAACUAUUAAAUAAGUUUUUGGUUUGAGAGUAUUUUUUAAAACUACGUUUUAUAAUAGGUGUACUUUUAUCUCCGGAAUGAUUAUCAUAAGUUCUUCGCAUGGGAAUCAAAAUAUUAGUGAAAGUUAUAUGAAAAUACAAUGGGAAUGAUCUAUGUACAUACGUGUACAUAUAACUAUGUAUAAAACAAUGAAAUCAAUUUACCUAUAAUUAUGUAUUUUUCAAGUAAUAUUUUGUUCAACAGAUAAUGAAUAUGCUUGACGUAAAAACUUCAUUUUCCAUAGAAUAUUAUUUAAAACAUUAGGUACUAUUACUAAUAACACAUUGUAUAAGUCAGGAUGACUGUUUAUUUUUUUACUUUAAAGUUUAAGUUAAGGGUGAAUGUAAUAUUUCGUUUAAAUUACAGAUAACUGUUGUAAUAUCAGUCAGUUGCAAACUCGAGUAGUCUGUAAUGCAAGCUGUGUCAAUAAUGUGAGGACUAUAAUCAGAAAUGCACUUGAUAUUCGUAUAUAUAAAAGCUAUAUAAAACGAGUAUAGCAAGUUCUUUGGCCUUGUUUAAAAUAUCCUCCUAAAGCUUGUCAUUGAAAGCAAAGGAACUCCGGAAAUUAUGCCUGUGGGAUCCAGAGCCGCCGUGUACAGCCAAACGCGACUGAUUUUGUGCUUGACAAGUUCUAUCCUUAAGGGUAUUCAAAUAAAGUUCAAAGUAAUGCAGGUUUGCAGCGAGGGAAUUUACGCGUUGUCAAGUCUAGACCUCACGUAGUAAUUUCAAAUCAUAAAACAUUGCUAAGAUUCUUGAUGGAAAAAUUUCCGCUUUAGUUUUAUUUGGGUCUGGUUUUUACAAAUAACACUUUGUGCAAUAAAUGUCUCUUGUAGUCUCUCUUUGCGACUGACUGUUCAUCUGUUUGUACGUAUGCUAUAUGACUAUAUAUUUAUUAUGAGUAAGUUCAGUAAUAUAAACCUAGUUGUAAGUUGGUAUCAGACCAUUAAAUUCAUCAACUGCUGAUCUUGUGAUCAUUAUCGUGAUCAUAUGGCUGUGUUCAUAAAAAUUUGGGCUAUUUUUUUAUUUUUUAGUUCCUUUCUAAUAAAGUAUUUGUAAAAUUCUAAAUUUUAAUUUAAUUAGCUUUUACCUUAUUUAAAGUGAAGAAGCCAUAUUAUUUUGUAUAAUUCAAUUUCGAUAAAGGAAUAUAGAUAUUUACAGUGA
Helicoverpa armigera (cotton bollworm) is the source of this 11311-nucleotide messenger RNA. It is a transcript of the gene frc, whose product is annotated as UDP-sugar transporter UST74c. Gene Ontology annotation, molecular function: antiporter activity; UDP-glucuronate transmembrane transporter activity; UDP-N-acetylgalactosamine transmembrane transporter activity. The record is from RefSeq and is a predicted model, not a curated record. Gene Ontology annotation, cellular component: Golgi apparatus. Bases 157 to 1245 code for a protein of 362 amino acids. The transcript has a single exon. NCBI's taxonomy places the organism in Eukaryota, Metazoa, Arthropoda, Insecta, Lepidoptera, Noctuidae.